GCUCCCAAUGAUGAAAUGGCCUCUGCGGCUGCACCGGGAGAGAAGUCUCUACUUACUGUAAAAGUGGUGUCGGCAAAGCCCAAGGUGCAUGGCCGCCAGUCUCGGGUCAACUUCUUUGUGGAGGUGGCAGCCGAUGGGCUCAGCAGUGAGACCAAGAAAACGGGGAAACGGAUUGGGAGCUCCGAGGUGCUCUGGAACGAAAGCCUCAUGCUGAACGUCACGGCCCAGAGCCACCUCGACGUGAAGCUGUGGAGCUGCCACACCCUCCGGAAUGAGCUGCUUGGCACGGCCUCCGUCAGCCUCUCCAGCCUGCAGCAGCAGCAGCGCAAGGGGAAAGGGGGGAACAAGCCGCUGGGCCUGGCCCUGCAAAUGGAGCAGAAAGGCAGCCUGGUCUCCGGAGGGGAGGUGGCCGUCUUCCUGGAGGGGCCUGCCAUCGAGGGGUGCAGCGUGCCCAAUGGCAGCCUCGUGGCAGAGGGGUGCCCACCAAGCGACAGGGAGCCUCCGGGGGGCGUGGCUUCCUCCUCGCCAGAGGGCCGGAGCCAGACCCCUCGCACCAGCGGCUUGGGGAACAGGGCCAGGGGCCCCAGACAUGUCGCUGGAGGGACCGGGCAGAGCCUGGCGAAUGAGGGACAGAGCCCCAGAGCUGGACACUCACAGCCGGACAAGAGCCAGGCUGGCACAGUGAAUGGCACAGUGGAGAGUCUGCCAGUCCCCCCCCCCGAAGCUGAAGAGGAGCAGCCGGUGGGCCCCGAUCCGAGCCCUGCUUGCGACCCUGCCGCACCAGAGGAGCCGGCCCCACCUCUGGGGCCCAAGGUGUCCCCCCCGGCAGUGCAGGCCCUGGAGACGCUGCCCUCGGGGUGGGAGCAGCGGGAGCUGCCGAACGGGAGAGUAUAUUACGUGGACCACAACACCAAGACCACCACGUGGGAGCGGCCCCUUCCCCCAGGGUGGGAGAAGCGGGUGGAUCCGCGGGGCAGGCGCUACUACGUGGACCACAACACCCGCACCACCACCUGGCAGCGCCCCACCGCGGAGUACGUGCGCAACUACCAACAGUGGCAGAGCCAGCGCAGCCAGCUCCAGGGGGCCAUGCAGCAGUUCAGCCAGAGGUUCCUCUACCAGUCUUCGGGUGCCCCCUCCGACAAUGACCCGCUCGGCCCCCUUCCUCCUGGCUGGGAAAAGCGGCAGGACAACGGGCGAGGCUACUUUGUGAAUCACAACACCCGCACCACACAAUGGGAGGAUCCCCGCACCCAGGGGAUGAUCCAGGAACCGGCACUGCCGCCCGGCUGGGAGAUGAAGUACACGAGCGAAGGGGUGUGCUACUUUGUGGACCACAACACUCGCACGACCACCUUCAAAGACCCCCGUCCUGGAUUCGAGUCUGGGAGCAAGCAAGGGGGCUCCCCAGGUGCCUACGACCGAAGCUUCCGCUGGAAAUACCACCAGUUCCGCUUCCUUUGUCAUUCCAACGCGCUGCCCAGCCACGUCAAGAUCAGCGUCUCACGGCAGACGCUCUUUGAAGACUCCUUCCAGCAGAUCAUGAACAUGAAGCCGUAUGACCUCCGCCGCCGGCUGUACAUCAUCAUGCGUGGGGAGGAGGGCCUGGAUUACGGGGGGAUUGCCCGGGAGUGGUUCUUCCUCCUCUCCCACGAGGUGCUGAACCCCAUGUACUGCCUCUUUGAGUACGCGGGCAAGAACAACUACUGCCUCCAGAUCAACCCCGCCUCCUCCAUCAACCCCGACCACCUCACCUACUUCCGCUUCAUUGGCCGGUUCAUCGCCAUGGCUCUGUACCAUGGCAAGUUCAUCGACACGGGCUUCACGCUGCCCUUCUACAAGCGGAUGCUGAACAAGCGGCCCACCCUGAAGGACCUGGAGUCCAUCGACCCCGAGUUCUACAACUCCAUUAUGUGGAUCAAAGAGAACAACCUCGAGGAGUGUGGCCUGGAGCUCUACUUCAUCCAAGACAUGGAGAUCUUGGGCCAGGUGACCACCCAUGAGCUGAAAGAGGGGGGAGAGAGCCUCCGGGUCACCGAGGAGAACAAGGAGGAGUACAUCAUGCUGCUGACAGACUGGCGAUUCACUCGCGGGGUGGAGGAGCAGACCAAGGCCUUCCUGGAUGGCUUCAACGAGGUGGCCCCUCUGGAGUGGCUGCGCUACUUUGACGAGAAGGAGCUGGAGCUGAUGCUGUGCGGCAUGCAAGAGAUAGACUUGAGCGACUGGCAGAAGAACACCAUCUACCGGCACUACAGCAAAAACAGCAAGCAGGUCCAGUGGUUCUGGCAGGUGGUCAAGGAGAUGGACAAUGAGAAGAGAAUCCGGCUGCUGCAGUUUGUGACUGGGACGUGCCGCCUGCCCGUGGGCGGCUUUGCAGAGCUGAUUGGCAGCAACGGGCCUCAGAAGUUUUGCAUUGACAAAGUGGGCAAGGAGACGUGGCUGCCCCGGAGCCACACGUGCUUCAACCGGCUGGACCUGCCGCCCUACAAGAGCAUCGAGCAGCUGAAAGAGAAGCUCCUCUACGCCAUCGAGGAGACGGAGGGCUUCGGGCAGGAGUGAGGGGGG
This is a messenger RNA of Heteronotia binoei (common prickly gecko), 2565 nucleotides long. RefSeq names its product WW domain containing E3 ubiquitin protein ligase 2 (gene WWP2). Gene Ontology annotation, molecular function: ubiquitin protein ligase activity; protein binding. NCBI's taxonomy places the organism in Eukaryota, Metazoa, Chordata, Lepidosauria, Squamata, Gekkonidae. Gene Ontology annotation, biological process: regulation of monoatomic ion transmembrane transport; negative regulation of transcription by RNA polymerase II; protein K63-linked ubiquitination. The record is from RefSeq and is a predicted model, not a curated record.